Messenger RNA from Chelmon rostratus (copperband butterflyfish), 795 nucleotides. Its product is annotated as tetraspanin-18-like. The record is from RefSeq and is a predicted model, not a curated record. The coding region runs from base 28 to 759 and encodes 243 amino acids. Lineage: Eukaryota; Metazoa; Chordata; Actinopteri; Chaetodontiformes; Chaetodontidae. Gene Ontology annotation, cellular component: membrane. The transcript has 7 exons.
GGGGAGGUUUCAGCUCGAGGCUCAGCCAUGGAGGGGGACUGCCUCAGCUGUAUGAAGUACCUCAUGUUCAUCUUCAACUUCUUCAUCUUUCUGGGUGGCUCCUUCCUGCUGGGUGUCGGCGUCUGGGUGCUGCUGGACCCGAUGGGCUUCAGGGAGAUCGUGGCGGCCAACCCCCUCCUGUUCACCGGGGUCUACGUCAUCCUGGCCAUGGGCGGCAUGCUGUUCCUGCUGGGCUUCCUGGGCUGCUGCGGAGCCAUCAGGGAGAACAAAUGUCUGCUGCUCUUUUUCUUCAUGCUCAUCCUCUUCAUCUUCCUGGCUGAACUGGCUGCUGCCAUCCUGGCUUUCCUCUUCAGGGAACAUUUAACCAGAGAGUAUUUCAGCAGGGAGCUGAAGCGUCACUACCAAGGUCACAACAACACCGACGUCUUCACAUCCACGUGGAACGCCAUCAUGACCACGUUCGACUGCUGUGGCGUGAGCGGCCCCGAGGACUUCGAGGAGAGCCUCUUCAGGCUCCUCAGCCCCAAUAAGUUGGUUCCUGAGGCCUGUUGCCAGAGGAACAGUUACCUUGGAGACGUCAGUGUGGAGCAGUGUGUGAGCGGCAGCGUGGCCUUCAGACACAACAAGGGCUGUUACUCGGCGAUGGUCGACUACUUUGAGACGUACAUUUACACAGCCGGCGCUCUGGCCAUCGUGGUGCUGACAAUCGAACUCUUCGCCAUGGUGUUCGCCAUGUGUUUAUUCAGAGGCAUCCAGUAAACGCCGCGUCCACGUGCAUCGCCGCCAGCCGUCAGA